GCAGAUUCUCAGCCCACAGAACACACGAGGAUAGCAAAGUCGCUCCGAGCUACUUACUGCUGGAUCGAGGUUUUUUGCAAUUUGCUAAAAACAAGUGGAUCAGCAGCUCAGAUGAGAACUCCUUAAAUCCCUCACUCUUCUAGUCCUUAUCUUUUUUUAUUUAAGUGGAUUUUCCCUUCUCAGUUGAAUAAGGAGAGGAAACUGCCUGGGAAAGAGCAAAAAGACUCUCCUGAGCUAAGGAUGUUUGCAUCCAGGGCAGCAAUGCCACUUCCUACUACGUGAUAAAGAUCAUGAGGACUCUGCAGGACUGCCACCUGCGCCUUGCCAAAAUGACGGCAUCUGCCAGAACGUUCAGGUUUCCAGUCUGUGAUGCUCCAGCAGGUUAGCUGAUCUUCACUUAACUUCUGUAGUACCAAAUGCUUUUCUUUAAGCCAGAGACUUCCAAUUUUCCUUCCCUCUACUUCCAGUGAGAGAGAUUCAUACUAUAAGAGGCACAAUUCUGGAGACAACUAAGAGGAAAUUUAGGGAAAAUAUCCCUAACUAUCAGCAGAAGAGCUCUGAACUGCUUCAGAGAUAUAAACCAUGCAUUCCAGAAGUAACAGCACCGAAAGCCCAACCAGACCAAAGCUGAGCCAGCCAAGGGCGAAAGACCACAGCAAAGAAGGGGCUGGUUACAGUGGGAAAGGAAAUGCACAAACACAGCAGAAAGAGAAGGACGAUGCAGCCCAAGCCAGCACCAUCCUGAGAAGUCCAAAGGCAGAGAAAAAACAAAAAAGUUCUGUCAAGAAAAGGGAGGAUCUUUCUCGUGAUGACCUGCUAUUUCUUCUCAGUGUCCUCGAGGGUGAAUUACAGGCUCAAGAUGAAGUUAUAGGAGUACUUAAGGCUGAAAAAAUUGACUUGGCUUUGCUCGAAGCACAAUACGGCUUUGUUACUCCCAAGAAGGUGUUAGAGGCACUCCAGCGAGAUGCUAUUCAAACAAAGGCUGAGCAAUGGCAAGAAGAUAUCUAUGAAAAGCCUAUGGGAGAGCUUGAUAAAGUUGUAGAAAAACAGAAAGAAGUUCACAGGAGAAUGCUGGAACAACUUCUAAUGGUAGAAAAAGCACACAGACAGACACUGUAUGAACUGGAGGAAGAGAAGAGGAAGCACAGCAAAUACAUGGAAAAAAGUGAUGAGUUUACAAACUUGCUGGAACAAGAAUGUGAAAGGUAA
Molecule: messenger RNA, 1209 nt
Organism: Prinia subflava (tawny-flanked prinia)
Lineage: Eukaryota; Metazoa; Chordata; Aves; Passeriformes; Cisticolidae
Product: filamin A-interacting protein 1-like
Exons: 6
Coding region: 583-1209 (208 amino acids)
Source: RefSeq, a predicted model, not a curated record